AGUAAAAGAAUCAAAAUGGCGGUUUUGGGGGACUUUUGUUUCUUUUGUUAGAAAGCUUCUAGGGAAAAGGAAAGCUUCACCAGAAAUGCCUCGUGGAGUAAAAGUUGAACGACCGGCUCCUGCUGAAUCAGUCGAGCCUCUUCAGGCUUCAACUGUUGUGAUUCUUCACCCUGGUUCCACAUUGAUGUGGCUGGGACGUGCUACUGACCACCUACCACAAAGCAUUCCUCAUGUCAUUGCCCGGAGGAAACCUCAGCAGUGCACUGUUGACAUUCCGGAUCAAACCUUACUUGUCAGGGAUGGACUUGAUCAUCCUGACAGUGAAACACAGAAAGAACUUGCACUUAGUGUGAUUGAGCAAGCAAUAUGGUCAAGGAAAACUUCAUCUGGUUCACGAAAACAUCAAACUACAGUUUCACAGGAGUCAGUGUCCUCUGUAUUUGGUUGUGGCCUAAGUGCUGCUUGUGUUGUUGAUGUUGGAGAUGAGAAAACCAGUAUUUGUUGUGUAGAAGAUGGCUUGGUCAUCCCUAGUUCACGACUAUGGCUUCAGUAUGGAGGAAGAGAUAUAACCAGAGCCUUUUUCUGGCUGCUAAGAAGGGUCAACUUUCCUUACAAAGAGUGUGAUUCCAACAACAGACUUGACAUACUUCUUCUGCAUGAGUUAAAGGAAACAUUUUGCCAUCUUAGUCAGGAUAUUGUUGGUGGUCAAGUGCAUGAGUUUCAAGUUCAUCGUCCUUUUGAAACCCCUCGUUCAUACCAGUUGAAGAUUGGAGAUGAGGCAAUUGAAGCACCAAUGGGAAUGUUCUUCCCUCAAUUGUUUGGUAUUGUUGGUGAGAAGUUGGUUUACACCAAGGAUUCCCAGUAUGAUGACCCAGAAGACUUGUGUGAUGACAGAUACCUGCUUGAGUCACAGAGAGGACAGGAUCAGUCUAGUAAGCAGUCUUCUGGCUCAAAGAUUGGACCCAGUACUGAGACAGUCCCAGAUCUCGAGCAGAACAUAACAACCACCAUGAGGACUGGUAACAAGGAUAUGAAGUUUGUGUCUGAGAAGAGUUUGGGUCUAGAUCAAGCAAUAUUACACAGCAUUAAUUGUUGUCAUACUGCUGCCCCUGAAGAAACAAAGCGUAAAAUGUACAGCUCAGUUUUACUGAUCGGUGGCGGUUUCAUGUUUAAUGGUGCUGCAGCUGCAUUACAGUCACGCUUACAAGCUAAGUUACCUCCAUUGCAUCGCAAACUUGUUGAUCAGGUUGAAGUGAUUGCAAGACCCAAGGAAAUGGAUCCACGGACAAUUUGUUGGAAAGGUGGUGCAGUGCUUAGCAUCUUAGACUCUGCCCAAGAACUGUGGAUCAGCCAACGUGAAUGGACAUCAAUUGGUGUCAGGGUACUCAGGGAAAGGUCUCCUUUCAUUUGGACAAUAUGUAAUUAAAUGUAAUUAGUACUUCAAGCAGUGGAAAAGCACUUCAAAACCUUCAGUAACAAGCAAUUUUUUUGAGCUGAGGAAGUAGGAACUCACACUGUGCAUUGUGAAGCAUUUUAUUACUGAAAAGCUCUCAAGCAAGAUAAACAAUAUUCCAAACUUAAAAAGAGA
Messenger RNA from Pocillopora damicornis (cauliflower coral), 1588 nucleotides. Its product is annotated as actin-related protein 8. NCBI's taxonomy places the organism in Eukaryota, Metazoa, Cnidaria, Anthozoa, Scleractinia, Pocilloporidae. The record is from RefSeq and is a predicted model, not a curated record.